Alternaria incomplexa is the source of this 1710-nucleotide messenger RNA. RefSeq lists its product as uncharacterized. Lineage: Eukaryota; Fungi; Ascomycota; Dothideomycetes; Pleosporales; Pleosporaceae. The transcript is spliced from 4 exons. The record is from RefSeq and is a predicted model, not a curated record. Gene Ontology annotation, molecular function: oxidoreductase activity, acting on paired donors, with oxidation of a pair of donors resulting in the reduction of molecular oxygen to two molecules of water. Gene Ontology annotation, biological process: lipid metabolic process. Gene Ontology annotation, cellular component: membrane. Bases 1 to 1710 code for a protein of 569 amino acids.
AUGUCGCGACACCGAAUCAUCGCGCCCGCCGAGAUCGCGCAAAAGAUUGCCGAGGGCGAGCCAAUCGUAAUCCACGAGGGCUAUGUCCUGAAUCUCGGAGAAUGGAUCAAUAGGCAUCCGGGCGGCCGUCUCGCCAUCCUGCACAUGGUGGGAAGAGACGCGACAGACGAGAUCAAUAUCUAUCACACCAAUAAGGCACUGCUUAUGAUGACAAAGCAUCGCAUCGGUCGUGUCGAGAUGCCCUGGGCCAACAUGGAACCUCCAAUCCGCUCGCCGGACUACUACAUCAAUCUUGCGGAAAGAAAGCGAUUGGCCGCGGCGCCAGAGUCCGAAAAGUCACGUCGCGGGAGGAGCGUCGACCUGGGAUCCGCCGCCGCCAUCAUCAGCAAGAAGUUGAUUGGAAAACCAGAUACUUGUGUCUACCGCUCAAGUAGCAGGCCUGCCAGCGACCCCGAAAAGCUGCCUCUUAUCCAAAGCGAAGAUGAGAUGGAGACACCAGUCUUGUCUGCCGCGGAAGAGAAGAAGAGGCACAGGGAGCAGUAUGCCAUCGAGCAAGAGGAGAGGGAGAUCGAAGAAGGUCUCCGCGACAACCCCUCGCUCGACGUGGAAACGCAAAACACCAUCAUUCAAAGUUACCGUGAAUUGCACCAACGGUUCAAAGACGAGGGACUAUACCAAUGCCGCUACUCAGAAUACGCCAGAGAGUCGGUUCGAUACGCUCUGCUCUUCGCUGCAUUCGCCGGCUUCCUUUACGCCAAGUGGUACAUGACCUCCGCAGUCUUCCUUGGUCUUUUCUGGCAACAAAUCAUGUUCACAGCACAUGAUGCCGGCCAUCGUGGAAUCACAGGCAACUUCGUCAUCGAUACCCUCAUCGGCGCUUUCAUCGCAGACUUUUGCUCUGGCCUCAGCAUCGGCUGGUGGAAAUCCAGCCACAACGUCCACCAUCUCAUCACUAACAUGCCAGAGCAUGAUCCGGACAUCCAGAACAUCCCUCUGUUCUCCACCACUCCUACUUACAUCAAGUCCGUUCUGUCAUCCUUCUACAACUUCCAGUUUGUAUGGGACGCUGCAUGCGAUGUCAUUGUCCCUUACCAAAAGUACCUUUACUACCCGAUCAUGGCCUUUGCCAGAUUCAACCUAUACUUCCUCGGCUGGUUGCAUUUGGUCUCACCCCGAGCAGCUCAAUUGGGUGCAGCAUGGUGGACACGCCCCGUCGAAAUCGUCUUCAUGUGCUGCUACUGGUACAUCUUCGGCUACCUUCUCUGCUGGCUCUAUCUUCCCACAUGGCCCAUUCGUGUCGGCUUCGUCAUCAUCUCGCACAUGGUCACCAUGGUUUUGCACGUACAAAUCACCCUCUCUCACUGGGGUAUGCCCACAGCCGACCUCGGACCCACUGAGUCUUUCCCUCAACGCCAACUGCGCACAACCAUGGACGUCGAUUGCCCACCCUGGAUGGACUGGUUCCACGGCGGUCUACAGUUCCAAGCUGUUCACCACCUGUUCCCCCGCGUACCUCGCCACAACCUCCGCCGCGGCCAAGAGCUCGUCCGCGAGUUCUCGGCCAAGACUGGCGUCAAGUACAACUGCGUUGGCUUUGUCGAUGGCAACAAGGUCGUGAUCAGCCGCCUAGAGCAGAUCUCGCAAAUGGUCAAGAUCAUGGUCGAAUGCCAGAACCACAUGGCUGAGACUGGCGAGAGUGGAUUGCACUAG